Aspergillus wentii DTO 134E9 is the source of this 524-nucleotide messenger RNA. RefSeq lists its product as uncharacterized. Lineage: Eukaryota; Fungi; Ascomycota; Eurotiomycetes; Eurotiales; Aspergillaceae. The transcript has a single exon. The record is from RefSeq and is a predicted model, not a curated record. The annotation marks the transcript as partial.
CACCCACCACACCACCAACAAUCACCAUGGAACAACCCUCCUCCUCUUCCUCUCCCCCUCCCUCCCCAUCUUCAUCCUCCCCCGAAACAGCCUUCAUCUCAGGCCCCCUCGAAACUGGCUCCGACGCCUCCUACUUCCACACCCACUACGUCCCCCGCAUCAACGAAGCCAUCUCCCGCGGCGACCAUUUUGUCAUCGGCCCAACCCCCCACGGCGUCGACGCCAACGCCCUCGGCUACCUCCUCGCCUACCCCAUUUCCCCAUCCCGAAUAACGAUCUUCGUCACCCCCCUCGAGGACGAAAUGUGGGGGGACCGAUUCCGGAAACUAAACGUCAACCUGCACGUGCUGCAGGGUGAUACGAAUCCCACUGCGCGGGACCGCGACGCGGCCAUGACGGCUGCUAGCUCGUAUGAUAUUCUCCGGUGGAGGACGAGGAAUGAGGCAAGGGCGUUCUAUGGGGCGAGGUUUACGGAGGGGUUUGUUACGAAUACGGAGCGGAAUUGGAGGCGGAGGACGGGGAUU